This is a messenger RNA of Trypanosoma brucei brucei TREU927, 8934 nucleotides long. RefSeq lists its product as hypothetical. NCBI's taxonomy places the organism in Eukaryota, Euglenozoa, Kinetoplastea, Trypanosomatida, Trypanosomatidae. Gene Ontology annotation, molecular function: protein binding; DNA-(apurinic or apyrimidinic site) endonuclease activity; ubiquitin-protein transferase activity. The record is from RefSeq and is a predicted model, not a curated record. Gene Ontology annotation, cellular component: nucleus. Gene Ontology annotation, biological process: base-excision repair. The coding region runs from base 1 to 8934 and encodes 2977 amino acids. The transcript has a single exon.
AUGAUUACGUCGCAACAAACCGGUGAACUCCCAGAGCAGACACAGGGUCGCUUCGUUCGCCACUGCCUUACGUCGGGGGAGGUGAUCGAUUUCCCCAUUGCCGACAUGAUGAGCAUUCCACUUGACCGCCUUUGCCAAUUGGCUUGGCCGCUUCUUCAGUUCGGCCUUGAUGCCUCUUUGGGCGCUAGGCCGCUCAAGGUGCCGUGCGUAUCGCAGUCCGACAAUGAUGAUAUGCAGCUUGCCCGCGUCAUAUAUGAUACUGUGGCUGAAAUAGUUAGAACAGUCCGCCCAGAGUUUUGCUGGGACCAGGUGACAUGUCACUGGUUGCGUGCGUCCCUCUUUCAAAAGGCGCUGCAAUCUAUACGUGAAAGAGCUGCCGUGGUUCCACAAGAGCAAUGCCUCGAAAAUCCGACGCUACCAUCCAGUCAGUUAGAGGUGCAAAGUUCGUCCGUAUGUAAUGAGCGUCGGGCGCCUGGCAGUGGGGAAGCAAUGAACCAGAAGACACAACGUCGAUUGUCGGAAUCGGCCUUAAUCUGUGUAGAUGUUCCUCGUGGCGAAGCCAUGGUAAGCCCUGAAAGACGAGGAUUUGCCCCGUUAAAUUGGGUGGUUCCAUACCUUAAGGGGAGACAAGACGAGCGUUGGCUGCAGGGGAGGAUUAGGGAGAUGGUUGAGGUGGUGGCGUCCCCGCAGAACGAUGGCCAAAAACAGCUCGUAUCAACAGCUGCAUCCCUGUCUGGGCAAGCGCUGCACCACAAAAGGAGCGCCGUGGCUUUUCUUGGCAUUCUACGCGAGGUGCUCGACCGGUGGAAUGAGUCAUCCAAAACUCCUGGGGAGAAUGAUAUAUUUGGUUUCAACGUAGUGCUGCCAAUCCUUCACAUCACGCGCUUCACAAAGCUGGAUGAGGCUGACACGGCGGAUGUGGCGCAUAUAUUGGAAAGAGUUCGGGGACCACCCCGUCCCUGUGGUUCCAAUCGCGGCUCGUUGUCAACCGCGACUUUCGUGACCAAGUAUGUACUCUCUCUUGAGGUGGGACCUCGUAACGAGUCGACUUCGGUGUCUCCCUCAAAUACACAACUGGGUGAGGGACGCUUACCGGUGGGACUAGAUGAGCCCUCGGCAAUAAGGACUAGUGCAGCUGAAACUGAACUGCCGAAGGUACAAGCCGGAUCGUUAGAACUUAACCCACCUGCUAGUGAGCUAGCGAAGACAACGGAAGUGUUUCUGGUGGCUCCCCUGGCGCGGAAGGUCACUGUACAUGUCCGGAAAGCGUUAAAUUGUGAUGAUGUGCAGAUUGCACUAAUUCCGCAUGCAUCCCUUGGGGGUGGGAGCACCGGCGAUGAUGCCGGUGAGACGCGUCGAUCAACCAACGUAGUUUGGUUUGAGCCGGUUGAGGAGGCGACCCAUGAACUUAUUGGUGGUUGCAGUUGUGUCUUGAGGUACCGCAGGGGUUACGAAGGCGCUCGAGUUCCUAUGUUGGAGGCGGAGGUGCGGCUGGAGAUGUGUGUGGAAGUGAAUGGUCGGUGGGCAGAGGAGUUUCGAGCCGCCUUAAGUUCUGCCCAGUUAGAAAUCGCCACCCAUCUCCUGCAGCAAAUAAAGUGUCCACCCGUCGCAACAAACCUGAGGGAGGAAUCGAUCAUGCUGUUCUCAAAUGGUCUGCAACCUCGGGUGGAGACAAGGGAAUUGCCACCGCUGCUGAAGGAAAUAGCAAAAAUGGAUGACGGUGCUCUGCGAAGGCGAAUUUCUUGCCGUCAGAGUGAUGUGCGGGGCGUUCGUGCCGCGCUAUGUAUGAUUGGAAGCAUCAUUGCUGAGCGGGAGCCGGAUCAAGUAACAUGGGGGUCAUGGGUUUGGCAGGAUGUUGUGAAGCGCGUUAGCCUUGCGAGCAGUGUGAUUGGGGGGAAUCCCGAUGCCACCGACGUGGCUGCGUUUGCUUCCGAGCAUGCAUCAUCCUGCAAGCUGUCAACAACGCAGAUUGUGGAAGGAACCGUUGCUCUUCUUUCAUCCACCGCUACUGUUGCUCAGCUGCGUGAUUAUCUGUCAACACAAUCUGAGCGAGCGAGAACGUGCAUAAGUGCCUUGCUUCUUUUGCUGCGCGCGGAGGAAAGCUUCGUUCCGCAGGAUAUGUUCCGCGUAGUGAGCCUCCUUCGCGACCUCAUGAUGUACGAAAGUGACCACUACCUGAUGCGGUUCAGUGGUUGUGGAGAGGUUUUGACUGAACAGAUUCGUGUUUUGGUACACCGAUUGUUCACUGCCGUAUUUGCCGCGCUUCAGCACGUAAUGUCAAUGCCUGAGGGAGAACAGCGGAGACUUGGGCCCCAUCGGUUCCUGUGGGAUACGGAUAAAUUUGGUCCGUUCGCGCUCAUUAGUCUUUCGCUACUUGCAACGCCGUUGGAUGAGAGGGAUUUGGACUUUAUCUGGGACAAAAUUAUUAGUCAGGUAGAGGGACUCCUCCCCAGUUUCACCGAUUUUGCGCGCACUGCGUCGUUUAAGGUGGACGAAGUGGAGGAGAACAGUGUGAUUGAGUCCGUGCGGGCCCUUAUAGGGGAUUGCGAUGUCCAUAGACAUGGCGGACAAACAGGGGAUAGGGUGCAAUGUGACGGUGGGAAUGACGGUGGUACCUUCGUUGGGCUCACCAUGGUCGGCGCCAGCGAGCGUGGUUUGGGCGUCUGGGUUCCUUCUGGCCGGGAACCUGCUUGCAGCACUUCCACCCCGUUGUAUUUUCCCAGCAUUCAGCUUUUCUCCUUGUCGUCAACUACCGUUUCAAUAUCGUCUACUCUUCCUUCCUCGGUGCUUUCAUCACCACGGCCGCCGCCGCUCGUUUCGUCGUCAAAUGCUGCCUCUUCAAUGCUCUACGCCGCAGAUAUUAACCUGACGGCGAUGCCGUCAAAGGAGUUGAUUGUUGCCCUCGCAUCAGGACAGCACCCAGGUGUGACGAGUAACAUUGUUGAAGGCGAUCCACUGGGGUUUUAUUUUGAACCACACAGCGGAAAACUUCGUCACGCAAACCGUGUGUUUUCUCUGCCGCCCCUUUCCCGUGGUGACAGGGUUACGUUUUGCUUCCCUUUUUCGCCCAAAACUUCCACGCGCGCGGUUUGUUUGCUUGUGAACGGCGUCUGCUUUGCCUCUUUCCCAGCGCCCCCACGUGCGCUGUACCUUCUUGUGGGCGUUACGGAUUCACUAUCUUUGGAAGGGAAAGCCGUUCGGAUUUCGUUUAGGUCAGAUGAGCUGAGUGUUCUUGGUUCGAUUGAUGCCACUGUCGCAGCCAGCUUGGUAGGAAAAGGGGAUGCAUCAAUUUGUAGUGAUUGCCUACCCACCCGCCACUUUAUUUCUAUGUUCGCGACUCUCGUUUUCGCCUAUUUGAUUUCUCUCUGUACUCGGCGAUUUGCUCAGGCUCACCGGUCGGUAAGUGGAGUUAGUAGCCCUCCCACCUCCUCUUCGUUGCAAGUGAAGAAUCGGACCGCUUCUGGCAGAAGGCACAUCCACUCCGAGGAGGCAUGGAGGGGGUUCAUUGACGGUUGCUGUUGCAGGCUGCGUCAAAAUGUGGAAAGCCUUAUUGAUUCUAUCAAGCAUCUCUCACUCCUUGAUGAUGUUAAUGAUGCUACUGAACGAGUGAAACGGAGCGCUGCCUCUUUUGUGUACCACCGCUUUCUCAUGGACUACAUCACCAUUAUGCGUACCGCAAUUUACUGUUCUUCCCACCCAGCGGACAUACUCAGUACGUUAACAAAGGUGGUCUGCUGUGAGGAGGCUGGUGAGCGCGCACGAUGCGCAGCACUGACAACAAUACACGUCGUGCUGCAGGAACCGGGCCGCAACUUCGACAUCACCACGUACAAUCCAAUACCCUUGUGGGAUUGCUGCUGCCAACUCUCUCGACAGGUUACUGCCCCUGUAUACAAACCAUUUUUCACAACAACGAGCGCGGCAACUGACCUCCGCGUUGUUUCAGGCGGUCGACAUGUUAAAUCACUGACAGCGGAGGAGUGCAGUUCCCGGGGUGUGCAGAACACCACCUCCUUCGCAUCACAAGGUAUACCUUUGGACGGUUCGUUGGGCGAUGUUGUGUCGUUUUCCGUACGUGUUAGACGAGGUUUUGAGUUUGAUUCUCUUGGUCGCCUUUACUACGUUGGCGUUGCUUGCCAUGAUUCGCUCCCCACAAGCACAGAACUUGAGCAACAUCCUGGAACGCGGCAAGACAUGAACCAUGUUUACGCGAUAACGGAUUACUUUGCGGAUGUCGAGGCACCAUCUGCCCGUGUUGAAUUAUUUCGACACUCUAAGCACUGGAUGCUGAAGAAAGAUGGCAUUAUCUUUGGCUCAGGUGAUAUAAUUACCGUUACAGUUGACACAAAGGCACGGUGCAUAUCUUUUGGGCGCAAUGAGUUACCAUUGGGAACUCUCUAUACAAACAUUCCAUCUGCUGUGAAGGUUGUCUUUCCGUUUGUGGAGAUGUAUAAUAAAGACGCCACUUCUUCGUGGAUGUACAUGCCCUGUGAAACGGGCAUCCGUGCCCGACUUGUUAUGCGGGCGAUGCUCAGUUGCUGGGAUUCUGUUCUAGUGCCGCUUCUUUCCCAAAUGUUGAGACAGGACGAAAUUGUGGCUCUUCAAGUUUUGGGUGCUGACGGGGAUGAAAUGUCGUUUACCUAUACUGGACCGCCGCGUGGAGAGAUUAAAGGGUCGUUCGAUGUCCGCUUGGUGAGACAGAAGGGCUCUCUUGCCGAAAUUGUUUUAGGAGAAGGUGGUAGUGGAAGCAUCACGGUUCCUGCUGUAGCAAUAGAACCAAAUUAUGAAUCGGUGGUAAGUGGUGAUCUUCCCCUGGGGUUACUUGCGAAUGAGAUUAUGGGUGUCUUAUCAAGGUCUAUUAGUUUUACCACAGAUGAGCACAACAAUGAGAUCGUUUACAUCCACUCGACGAAAACGUUUAUUUGCGCACUUCGACUUCUGUCAGAGUUAGACAUGGGGGAGGUAACACUGUGGGACAAAGAGACGCAGCGGCUGUUGUUAAGCCAAUUCAUUCGCAUACUGGCCAUGCCGGAUACUGUUCAUCCUAACGGGUCGCAGAUUUUGUUGGAGGCGUGGAACGAGUUGAUGUUGUUACCGGACAACGACAAGCUCUGUAUGACUAUUUCCAACAAGAAAGAUAUUGAUGAUAAUGUAUAUAGCGAGUGUGGCGAGGGUGGAUCGGAUGAUGGCAAUGCCCGUGCAGACGAGCAUGCCGGUGAGGCGGAAAAAAUCGUAUACCUCCGCUGUCCGGUCUGUGAUGAGGAAUGGGGCCACUGUGCGGGCGAGGGCCACGCCGCCCCGUACAGUCUUUGUGUAACCCUUCACCAUGUAAUGCAGCGACUCGGUCUUCCCUCUCCCUUUGUUGGCUUCGCCUGUGAGUGGCUCCUGGUUGAGGAGGGCGUCUGUGUAACUUUGCGUGUCACCGCGGGAAAUGAGGUUGAAGGCGAAGGAGCUGAUACCCAUGGACCCUUUUCUUUUAGCGGGAAGUACGUUUCAAGUCACCAUUUGCGUGGGCGUUGCGUGUACAAGUGUAUGGAAAGACCAAACAAUGUUAACAGGGCGGAGGAAGAGUGGACGUGCGCAGUGUGCACGUUCAUUAACCUUUCAGACUCUACACGCUGCGCAAUGUGCACCACAGCACGCCCAGGAGCCACGUGGACAUGCAUGUUGUGCAGCUACGCCUUUAAUUCAAAUCACAACAAAGUAUGUACGACGUGUGGCAACAUGCGCUUGUGUUUGGGUUCUACUGAUGCAUCAACAGUUAGCGACAACAAGCAAGCGUUUUGCACUCAGUGCGGGAAAAUGCGUGAGUACAUUUCUUUCAUUCAGUUUGAGUCACGGUACUUAUGCGAACAGUGCCAGAAGGAGACUUUGUGGUUACCCGAGGAGAAGCAUGUUGGUGUGGCAGAGGCGAAACUCGUUGGCGCUGGAGAUAGGAUGAGCUGGUUUGUUUCUUUUGGAAGUGAAAAACAGUCGUACACCGACAUGAAGAGCACUGCGUACUCAUUUCGUAAGAUGCUGGAUGCUGUGUUGGCCGUGUCACCGCAGGCCGGUGAUCUUACCCGCUACGUCCCCCCCCUCAUGCACUCCUCUGACGACGACGGUCAAUUUGAAAGCGGUUGCCUGUCGUUGAAGGUAAACCCAAUACAAGAGCAAAAACAGGAUGGGCGGGGUUAUCGUGCAGUCAUUCCCGCGAUUAUUUACUUCUGCAGUCGUAUCGUCUGCAGUUGGGGACCGAAUCUUGCACCAAAGGGGUUGGCGAAGUUUAGUGUUCUGUGCCGCCUCCGCGUGAUUGAGGAUACCUGGCUUACACAGCUGAGAAAAGUUACCACCGAUGCCGCUCAAAGUAUAUUUACUUCCUGUUUGCAAAUUCUGCUUUCCGGCAAAAGGAGUGAGCAGAUGGUGUGGUCGCUGUCCUCCAUAGCCCGCGUGCUGAUGAAUUGCAACACACCAUUCCAGAAGCAACGCCACUACCUGUUGUAUGCCUUGUCGCUCAACGCCGUUCGAGGGGGUGGUGACCGUACGUUCCGUGAAGUAUGCUACGCCGCCCUUAACCUGUUGUUAGAGGAGGCAUCUGGGCAGAAACUUAAUGUGCAGUGCCUGCGGGAGGUAAUCACCAUGGUUCCUGUGGUUGCCAAUCAACAGCAGCUUAUGGUGCACGCCUCCUUACGAGGCGUUAACGCAUCCAUUAGUGCAGAUGUAACACUUACAAGUUGGCUAAUCGAGGUCGGAGAGCGGAUGGAAAGGAGUCAACGUCUUCCUGCUCUAUUCGAUGAGCCGUCACCUGACACAUUCCCGUACGUUGUGGAGCUUCCUGACACGAGGAUGGGGAGUGGUGGCGAGCUAAUAGUAGGACAAGUACGAGGAAGUGUGGGGGUGCUUGGUAACAAGGGUGGGCGUUACUAUUAUGAAGUGGUACUACCACCAAACUUUGACGAGCGCGGCAAAACAAUCGUUAUGGGGUGGGGUACAAUACAACAUGAAGUGGUCAGCAGUGGACAGCAUGUUGGAAGCGACAUCCAUUCGUGGGGGUUUAAUUGCCAAGACCGGCUGCGCAUAAUGACUGGUGAACAGGCUUUAGUAACACCACGACCAAUUGUUGGCGGUGAUAUUAUUGGUACACUUUUGGAUCUUGAUACUAUGAUGAUGUGCUGGAGUGUCAACGGGGAAGAACUCACAUGGAUCGCUGUGUCGACUCAAGGGAAAGGAGAGGCCAUUUACCCCUAUGUCAGUGCAGCCAUGGAUCCACACGGUGUUUUGGUGCGACUCAGCUACACGCAGUUUAAGCCAGAAGGCUACAAAGACUUCAGCCCAGGAUGUGGCGAAGAGGGAGGAAGGCUAGAAAGUUCCGUAAAACCUCAAUGCUUUGACUUUUACGUGCAGCUCUGUGAUUUGGUGAACGAUGUUGUGAACUGUGGGUUUACGGUGGAUUCUUUGGCAGAGACCGACACAUGGAUGGAGGGUGGGCGUGAGGCGCUACGUAAUUAUCCUCUUUUGUCUUCCGAAGUUGGCGGCGGGUCACUGUACAAGUUGAAGCCUUACUUGCAACACCUACGUUCCAUCAACUCACUAGCUGUAAGUGUGGCGAAAAGUCACAACAUAUUUCGUAACUCACAGUUUCUAAUGAGAAACUAUGAAAAAGUACGUCGCCUCCUAUUUUUUGCUGCGCGGUGGGCUAUCGUAGAGCGACAGAUCGACCGUCGGUUGCUCCGCAACAACGUCAAGCGGCAUCGGCAUGUUUUGAUUGAUCUUAAGGAGGCUAAAGGCGUGCUAGAGCAUGGUGAGACUCUUGACUUCAUUACUCUGUUCGAUAAGAGCGUCACCGGCCAAUUAUUUCAUCAGACGCAUGAUGCCGAUAUUUACCGUGACGCUGUCAUGUUUACUACCCGCCUUUCUGGCGAGGUGGCGGACGAUGCGGGUGGUGUAACGCGUUCUGUAGUUUCGAUGAUGUGCGAUGAAUUGCAGUACCGUGAGGACGAAGGUGGGCGUCGUAUGGAACCACUGCUUCCAUUCUUCAAACUAUCAAGCCACAGCACUAUGGUGACUCUGGUGCCAAACAUCGAUUUCUACAGGAGUAAUCCCAACCACCGACAGCUGUUCCUGCAAUUUUUUACAUGGUUUGGGAAGCUAAUUGGAAACAUCACAUUGAGUGGCUACGUGAUGCUUUCAAUAACGCUGCCGCGUCUCGUGUGGAUGUUCCUUACCUUUGACGAGGUUACUGUAAAAGACUACUACGCCGACAUUGAUGACAGCGUGCGCGGAGCUCUUGAAGACGAUGAUUUUCUUCUCAAUGACGAGUUUUAUUAUUCUAUACCUGUGAUUGAAUGGGGGCUGGUUUGUGCUGCCUCUGAUACUGUGGGGGCGCUGCGCUCCAAACGAUCUUUAGCACCUGCAUUCCCGAAAGGGUGUUUCUCGGAAGGUGCCGUUGUUACUUCGCAGGGUUUGUGCAAGAGCAUCGAAGUUGAAAGGCGCCGCACGGAGGUAGGGCGAGCGUUGGUCCACCAGUACGACGAGUUGUUAUCUGCCAUGCGACUGGGUGUUACCUCUGUUGUUCCUUCUCACUCUCUCCAACUAAUUCGCUGGGACGACCUGCAGCAGCGGGUCUGUGGUUCACCAUGCGCAACAGCCGAGGAUGUGAUGUCGUCGCUAGAUGUUUCUUUGUUAACUAAAGCUGUUUGUGAUAUGCUCGUUGAAGUGGUGCGUGGCAUGAGCAACAGGCAGCGUGCAAUGUUUUUGCUGUUCUGCAGUGGGCAGCGCCGUGUUCCAUUGCCUGAAAAAGUGCAGGUAUCGUGUGGGGAUGACCCCGCUGCCGUUCCAACGGCCCACACGUGUUCACCCAUCUCGCUGCUGUUGCAGCCAUACAGUUCCGCGGCCACUAUGCGGGAGAAGUUGGAGGUGUCACUCCACCAUAUGUAUGAGUUUGGGUUCGUUUAG